GCCACGCUCAUCACCAUGGUUGAAAGGUAAGGCUGUUCUGCCUCUUCGUCACCCUUUCAGUCUUGCUCGCACCAUGGUCUAUGGGUUAUUAGACACCCGGUCGUUGGCCGUCCGGACAUCGCUCGCAAUUGCCGGACUACUGACCAUCGCCUUCCUGAUCGCGAGCUUGACCAGAUCAUACAAUCCAAUAUCUAUUACCGCGCACACCAACUAUCUGGGGAGAAAUCAGGCCGCUAGCCUGAACGAUGUGCUUAACCAGACUCUUGGCUUCCAAAAGAUAUUCGUCAUCAACCUACCCUCACGAACCGACCACAGAGACUCGAUGUCACUUGCUGCCGCCUUGACGCCCGGUGGCCUGAGGCUAGAUUACGCCGACGGAGUGACGAACGUUUCUCGGAAAGCACUGCCUCCCGGAGGCGACAAUCCCAAGCAUAAGUCAGGCAUUAUAGGGGCUUGGAGAGCGCAUAUCAAUGUGCUCCGCACAAUAGUAGAGCAAAACAUCACCUCUGCGCUAGUUAUGGAGGGGGACGUGGAUUGGGAUGUGCGCAUCAAGUCGCAGAUGUACGAUUUCGCUCGCGCAUCGAGGCUACUUGUGCAGCCAGGAACAGAAGAUGAGACAACCGAGUUGAACGAUGACUUGUCGAAUCUGCCACUUUCGUCGCCAUACGGAGAUACUCAGCAUUGGGAUGCGCUGUGGUUAGGGCAUUGUGGCACCGAAUUUCCCAAAACCGACUCAAGAAUCCGCAGUGGUAGAGUUGUGAUACCAAAUGACGAGACUGUGCCUGAGCCUCAGCACUUCGACAAAGAAUGGGGCAGUGAUGCUCUCAUCAGGGAAUAUCCGGAGCAUACGCGCGUCGUCCAUCGCGCACGGAUGAAUGUGUGCUCACUGGCCUACGGUGUUUCCCAACCAGGAGCACGUCGACUUCUCUAUGAGCUUGGAAUCAAGAAAAUGAAUGCCGCAAUGGACAUCAUGUUGCGACAGGCAUGCGAUGGAAGCGCUGGCAGAGCACGACAUAAUUGCUUGACUGUAACGCCCCAACUCUUUCAACAUCACAGGCCUAUCGGCUCGAAAGCUAGCUUCAGCGAAAUCGAGGAUCAUGGCGAGGGAGUCAACGACUUUGCGUACACCCGCAAUAUCCGAUGGAGCACAAAAAUGAACUUCGACAAACUGCUGAGCGGUGAAACAGAUUAUGUCGACCUGUGGCAGGACGGUGCACCAGCCAAUAAAACUGCAUUUCCGUGAGCUUGUAUUGGAACGAAUGAAUGUUCAGUUGGUGGAAGAUACCGAAGGCCUGUGACUUACAGACAACCAAGCAUGAGACGAAGCAAGUCUGCGCCGCUGCGUGAGCCAGCAAUUAUGCUUCUGGUCCGGAUGCUACGAUGCGCUACGCAAGAUGUAGUGAAUGCUGAAUUCGUGCUCACUUGCUGAGUCAAUCACUCGCAUGUUGAAAGCCAAGUUCCAGCAGUCUGGCAUUCGAGCCUGGAGAUCCUGUCACGGCAGCCAUUGCUGGAAUAUGCCCACAGAGCAUGCUCGUCUAGUUCACGAUCUCCGAACGAGCAGCGUGCACUGGUGAGCAGCUCAGCUAACUGGUGAGCACGAUCCAUAGAAGAUCGAUGGGUACAAAUUGACCUGCAGGGCCCGAGGCGGCGCGAAUUGCAUCUGUGGUAUGCAGCCAGGAUUCAACAUUCUCAGAUGUAAUGAUGAUGCAUAAGACGCAGCCUAUAGCUAGCCACUUCUCUGUAAGUCCACCUCCGGCUUGUUUCUGGACUUGCUCGAGUAGUUAUCAUUCGCAGUCGUCAUGAAGUAGCAGUGUAGAAGGUACAGGAAAUUUCGAAGA
Molecule: messenger RNA, 1838 nt
Organism: Cercospora beticola
Lineage: Eukaryota; Fungi; Ascomycota; Dothideomycetes; Mycosphaerellales; Mycosphaerellaceae
Source: RefSeq, a predicted model, not a curated record